UAACCAGUUACAUUAUUAAUUGCCAGACAUGAUGUUAAAUAAUACAUAAUUAAUUUAAAAUAUUUAGUUAGUUUUUUAUGAACCGUUGAUCAAUCAAGUUGUGUUUUAUUUUUUAUUUUUCCGACAAAUUAUCUUAUUGAAUUUUACGAUUAAAUAUUUUCAGUUUUAUCAAAAACCAUGAAUUUACAGAAAUUUUCAAUCGAUUUUCCAUCUUUAGUUUAUUUGGUGCGAAAUAAUUCUUAUCCAGUCUAUUCAGAUUCUACAACAUUUUUAUCGAGAUUAAAAUCAUAUAAUUCUUUUCCAUCCACUUCGUGUCAAAAUAAAUAUACAUUAUCUGAAUCUGGUUUCAGAUAUACAGGAGUAGGAGAUAUAGUUGAAUGUUUUUUCUGUGGACUUGUUUUACAAAAAUGGACAAAUGAUGACAUACCGUGGGUUGAACAUGCAAAAUGGAAUCCUAAAUGUAUAUUUGUUUUACUAUGUAAGGGAAAUGAAUUUAUAGAAAAUGUAAAAAACGAAUAUGUAAAAGCAGGUCAUGUUUGCGAUUGUAACCAGUCUAAAUCAUAUGACACCACUUGUUUAACGGAUCAGUCUGGAAAAGCUGCGCCACAAAUAGAACUUGAACAAGUUAUAACCUCAGUUUUCAAAUAUGUGUUGUAA
Messenger RNA from Myzus persicae (green peach aphid), 657 nucleotides. Its product is annotated as death-associated inhibitor of apoptosis 1-like. Gene Ontology annotation, cellular component: cytoplasm; nucleus. The coding region runs from base 178 to 657 and encodes 159 amino acids. NCBI's taxonomy places the organism in Eukaryota, Metazoa, Arthropoda, Insecta, Hemiptera, Aphididae. The transcript has 4 exons. The record is from RefSeq and is a predicted model, not a curated record.